This is a messenger RNA of Pimephales promelas (fathead minnow), 2349 nucleotides long. Lineage: Eukaryota; Metazoa; Chordata; Actinopteri; Cypriniformes; Leuciscidae. The record is from RefSeq and is a predicted model, not a curated record.
GCAGUUCUGAAUUGCAGAAGAAUAGGACAGGAAAAGAAAGAAAAGUAAUGUUUAUCUAAAUGAUUGGAUCAUGGAAGGUCAGUUGCAAAGACAUUGUUUCCGCCUCCCAGAGAAAACAGCCUUGCAGACCUGUGAUAUGGAUACAGAGAGCUCACCUCUCUGUUAAUUGAGUUCACAGCAGGUAGCUUUCCCUCAGUGGACUUCUCACUCAAGAGGGAACAAAGACCAUCCUCUUCCUCGGCAGGUCUGACUGACAAGAAGGAGGAUGUGAGGGGAUUGCUGGAGUCGAGGAUGAAGAUGUCGGUGGUAGAGCAGGAGGGCACAACUCCACAUCUGAACAGAAUGAAAACAACCCAGUUUACAUGCAGGGUCAGGAAGCUGGAAGAAAAUCUUGAAAAACAGCAAAACACUAAAGGUAUAUCUUUUGUCCCCAGCAGUGACACUCUGACUCCUACGUAAACAGCACUUGAAAAGAUUUCAAGAGAUUGGGACCAUCAGUGAUCUGCUUCUGUAAGCACGCGUGGGACAGCCAGACGGGGCAGGUGGGGCGGUUCCACCUGCCGAAUGAACGCCGUCAGUAUUGGGGAGUACCAUGGGCUACGGGUGGGCUCAGCCCUGCUCAGUAUCGUAGCAGGUUGUAUCAUCAUUGGCGUGUCAAAGGACUGUGAUGCAGAUGCGGUAGGGGGGAUUUUCCUCGGGGCAGGGGGGCUUGGUCUCCUCAUUGCCGUCUACCCUUUCAUAAGAGCAUGGUUCAACUUUCAUCACAUACUGCCCAAUAUAGGCAACUUCAGAGUGCACCCAAUGGCUACAAAUUCAAAUCCAGUCCCUGAACAGCCUGCGGCUUCACUCACACGAGAGGGGACUCAAAACCAGCUUAAUGUAGAACGAUCAAAGAGCCGGAUGGGGACAUUUGUGGAGACAGCAGCUUCUACAGCAGCCGAGAGCUUACAGGAUGAUGGGCCUUCUGCAGAUGUUCCAGAUAUCUUGGGCAGGCGCAAGUUUAAGGUGCCAUCUGAUCAAGACCCUUCAUAAUGGCUUCAUAAAAAAAUAACGAGCAAAAAAUGAGAGAUCGCCUGAAUUCUUAAAGUGAUAGAUCUCCAAAGAAAUGAAACCACCGUCAUCAUUUUCUCACCCUCAUGUCGUUCCAAAGCUGUAUGACUUUGUUUUUUCAGUGGAACAUUAAAAAAAUAUUUUGAAGAAUGUUUCAUCUGGGUUUGUGCAUACAAUGAAAGUCAAUGGGUUUUAAGCAUGAAAUGGAUCAAGAGGCAUCUUUGCCAUCUUGCCGGUCUUUGCCAUCCUUGUUAGCGUGCCCCAUUUCCCAUCCCCAAAAUGCCGGUUUGAAUCCAACUCGGAAUGGGUCGAGUAGGACCAGUUAAAUUUGGUGCCAUGACCCAGAUGGUAGUCAGGUUUAAAGGGGUAAAUGUAACAGAAGAAAGCAAGAGCUGUGUGAUUAAACCUCACUCCCCUGGUCUCAAGAGCCGCACUAGCGACUGACACUUAAGGCUGAGGUCUUUUGCGUCCUUGUUAGCACACCUGCCUCCCAUGCCAGAGAUGUCAAUUCGAAUCCCGCUUAGAGCAGGAAAAGUAGGACUGGUUACAAGAACAUCAUCUGUCAUCAUUUAUUGACCCCCAUUACAUUCCAAAACAUGUAUUACUUUCUUUUCUCAACAGAACACAGAACAAUAGUUUAAAGAACAAUGGAAACCAAAAAACAAGAUUGAACCCACUGACUUGCAUGGAACAAAGAGCGCUGAAACACUUCUCAAAAUAUCUUCUUUUGUGUUCCACAGAAAAAUGACUCUCAUACAAGGUUGGACCCACAUGAUGAGUGGAUGACUGAAGAUUGAAUAUUUGUAUUAGUUUUGAAUUGAGUUCUGAAUUCCUCAUUGCACACAUGCAUCUCAGAGACAAUUGUUUUGAUGUACAUGCAUUUUUUUUUCAGCGUUCGCUCAACUGAAAAACAUCUGUAAAAUGUUUACUGUCACGUUAAAUAGACAUUUAAAAAGCGUCUUUAAGAUGUUAAUGACUAUAAAACUUUUUAAAAGAUCAGAUAUUUGACAUUUACAUUUAUUCAUUUUGCAGAUGCUUUUAUCCAAAUGAGGAAAACAAAAAGUGAUUCAUCUUAAGGAGGCAACGACAAGAAAAGUGAUAUAGCAAUACAAAGUUUGAAACAUCAUUUCAUCUAGAACAGAAAAAGCUAGAAAGGAAUUCGUUUUUUUAAGAGUCAGUAUGGAUGCAGUUAAGUGCUCACUUAACAGACAUCUUGAAGAUGUAUGUGUGCUAUUUGGGAUUGGACAAACCGAAAUGCUUUUUUGCUGGAGACUCAAUGAAUAAAAUGUAGAAACUCAA